Ruditapes philippinarum (Manila clam) is the source of this 6807-nucleotide messenger RNA. RefSeq names its product protein FAM43A-like. Bases 615 to 1712 code for a protein of 365 amino acids. Lineage: Eukaryota; Metazoa; Mollusca; Bivalvia; Venerida; Veneridae. The record is from RefSeq and is a predicted model, not a curated record. The transcript is spliced from 4 exons.
AUUACAGGUACGACUUCCUUAAACAGAUUUAUGUAUACAGUCACUACAGGUGAAAAACUUACCUUCACAGAUCUGUCAAAAAUUUGGAAAUAACUUUCUUACAGUUGUAGUGACUUAUUGAGAAGUUUAUCAUUCAUAUAACAUUGUUAUACAUAAAUGAUUGUUUGGAAGUGAGUACAAACCGAUAUUGGAUAAAUUAACUUUCACAGGUGUGUUUUGGUUAUUGAAUUAAACUGUGAAAUUUUGUCUGCAUGUUUAAUUCAGUCAACCGUGAAUCAAUUGGUAUACCAGCUAUUUUGCUGAUUUUUAUCUACUUUGUCAAGCGGCAAAGUUGUUUAUCCAAAUAAAUAUUUCUGAAAUUGGAUAUAGCAUACCAAUACUGUGACACUGGAAUUAUCGUGUUUAUUUUAUUUAUUUAAAAACAUUGGCUGUUUUGAAAUUGGGACAUUUUUUCUGUGAUAUAGGUCAUUUGACGCACCUGCCAUUUAUAUACGACUGUGUAUUCAUCAAAGGCUUGUCACCGCCGGACAUUUUAUUACGUUAGAGAUGUCUUGAUAGCUACUUCCGGAAUAACUACUAAAUGUAACUAAAGAAAACUUGCAGCAGACGACAAAAUGAGUCUCUUUAAGAAGAAGAAAAGUCUCGUCAUAAAUGACGUAGACCCCGUGUACAAAGUCCGUUACCUUGGUAACGUCCAAACCGCCAUGAUGAAAGGUGACGGUUGCGUUGACAAACCUGUAGGCAUAAUCUGGAACAAUUACCUUCGCAGCACGAGCCCUGGCCUCGAAAUGAAAUUGACCUUGACCUCUUCCGGUCUGAAAGCGUUUACAAAGGAACAAGGCCUGACGGAGUAUCGAGCUCACCGGAUAUCAUAUUGUAUUGCACAUCCGUCGUACCCGAAACUGUUCAUUUGGGUUUAUAGACAUGAAGGUAAGCGUAUGAAGUUGGAAUUACGAUGUCACGCCGUUUUAUGUAAAUCGGAAGCCAAAGCAAAAGCGAUGGCCGUACAGCUUCAUGAGAAAAUCUCGUUUGCACUGAAGGAAUUCAUGCGUGAAAAAACGAGAAAGCAGAACGCGAGACUCACUUUACAAAGAACAAAUUCAUUGCCUCUACACGGCAACUCUGUAGUGCCUAAAAGAACUCAAAUGUUGAGUAGAGGACAAAAUUUUAAGCCUCCAAUAAGUAAAUCUAAUACGGCACCAAAAUUAGGAUCAAUUCACGAAGAUCUAGAGCAUGAAGAUGACGUCAUAUUAGAAGAAGAUGAAGAAGAGGAGGAUUGUAUUGAUGGGGACACUGACAGAAUUCCUUCCCCAACAUUUAACGCCCUUACACUACACGGGCAUGACAAAAGUGUAUUAGAUUAUAAUAGUGAGAAAUUGUCAGAGCGCGUGAUAGACCUAGAAAUUGGAAAUAAUAUUGAGGAAUUAAAACUGGACGGUGAUGUACAGUUUUGUAUAUCGCAUGCAGGUGAUUCCGAUGAGGAAAGUUCAGAGUCUGGAUUUCACGAGCCAGAUUCAAAAGACGGAAGUUUAACGGCCGCAGACGACAAUUCUCUAGAUGGAGAAGAGGUCGUCUGCGAAACACCGUUUGGAGAAACAGACGAUACGCACGAGCCAGAUAGUGAGAGUGCGCAUGCGUCGUGCGAUUUUAAAGAGACUACCCGCGUGCCUUCCGGUUUAAUUGCACAAGAAAAUGAAGUGACAAGUUUUUAGCGAUUAAGGCAGAAGACAAGUUUGCAUAAUUUAGAGGCGGAUAUUUUAUUUGGGGUAGCAAUAGAAUCAUCAUACUAAAAGUGCUGUGUAAAUAAUUUAAAUAGAUAAACAAACUAAUAUUCAUUAUUUUAUUCAUCCGACGGAUGCAUUACAGAUGUACCGUGUUAUUUCUGUUUAAAUAUAACUUCUAAACGGAAUAAACCAUAUAACAAUGCAUAACAGAUUGCUAAACAACAUGGAACAUAUAUAUCAGACCACAGCGCAUGCGUAGAAUUAUACAACCGGAACUAUAUUUAUAAAUAGAAACCGGAAACUUAUUAAUCUUCACGAUUUUCGCAUGUUACACGAAGGAACAUAUAACUUCUGACUUUUAAAUGGAGCGACGUAAGCAGAUAUAUUUCCAUUGUGUUCAUUAAUUGGAUUUCAUUACGUCAUAGAGACAUAUUAUUUUUUGGCAAAAUAGAGAAAACCGGAAAUAGAACUAUUUGGCGUGCGCAUGGGCGGAAGUAGAAACUUUCAGAGAAAUGCUUCCUUGUCAGAAUGGCUUGUCUUGGCUCGAACAAUGCUUAGUUGUGUCAGGAUGAAUGAUAUGAUGCAAAAAGUGAUAUGGGUUUCAGGAUAUGAUGCCUACGGUGACAUGAUAUUUAGGAUAUGAUGCCAGUAGUGACAUGAUGUUCAGGAUAUGAUGCUUAUUGGAAGUAAUAUGAUGAAUGAUGUAUAAUACUGGAACUUCAAACAGAACAUGGAAUGGUACAUAUUUAUUCCUAACGUUAACAUGAAGCAUGUUGAACGGACCAUUUGUGUCCGACAUGACUUUAGCAAGACAAUGUUAUAAAGGAAAUACUAGUGUACAUACAUUCUCCUUAAAUAACUCAUGUAAGAUUGUAAUUAAACAAAACGAUUUAUAUACAACAGUGAUAGGAUUUCAUGUUCAGUCUCAGAAGAAGGUGGAUGGAGAUUCGAACAAAAUAGUGCCUCAUUUAUACUCUUCCUUUAUUUGUACUUGUUCUGCUUUGUUACUUAUGAAUGCAAUAAUUUCGUUUUCACUUCUUUCUGUAAAUCACUGAUACUCUCGACGUCAGACCCUGACCCCCACCUUGCUCACCCCGCCCCCAACUUGUCAACUAUCAGUUACUUUCUUAUAUUUCAACACGAAUGGGACAUUUGGCUCCAUCAAAUGAUUGAAUUUCAUGUAUUUACUUUUAUUCAAGUAUUCAAAUCCAAGUAAAUUUGGGGAAAAAACGUAUGCUAUCAAGUUUAAAUAAAGUAAUUUAUUGGAAUUUUUUAGAAGUCAUGUAGAAAUUAAAUUAAAAUAUGUUUUAUAAUUUGAGACAUAUGCCACAUUCGUUUUACAAUGAUACAAGUUACUGAGAGAUUGCAAGGGUUGAGCAAGGUGGGUUUAGGGUUUGAUCUCGCGAAUGUUUUAAAUGUGAAUAAGUUAUGUCACUGACCUUGGUUUCUUGUAGAAAUUCUAUAUAAAGGUCAAUUUUUGUUAUGUUAAGGUCACAAAAAUAUACGACAUAACUAAUGUCAAUAUACAUAUGUAAAUGUUCUCCGUUUUUAUUGCUUUUUAUAUAAUUUGUACAUCCUAGGGCGUCUUACCACAUUCCUUGUACAUGAUCACGGUCAUGAUAUAAUUUUGUUCAUUGACUGAUCUAGAUCUAUAACUUUAUUGGCAAACUAUUAACUAUUUGUUACAAAGGUAUAUUUUGUCACAGAUUGCCCUAUGUUUUUGUUAUGAAUUUAACACUGCAUUAAAAACCACACUGUUAUAUCACGAGGAACACAAUUUGAUCCUUGAUAAAAAAAAUCAACAACAGGAAAUAGUUAAAAAUGCAUUAUGCAAAGGGGCGUAACUUAAUCGUGUCACGUCACGAGUAUGCCAAGAGUUGUACCCCUUAAUUUAUGAAAAAUACUAAUUCUUUGUCUGAAAACAUUAUCCCGUCUUUAUCACGUGCAUUGAGGAAGUAUAAAAUAAUAAAUACAGGCAAUAUGACCUUGAUUUUUUUGUAACAAUAAUUUUCUUUUUCAAUUCUUAAAAGUGUGUUUUUUGUCUGGUUUUAUUAAUAACUUUGUUUACGCUUUCAAUAGCAAUAUGUUGUUUUUUCCCAGGAUUGUUUGAUAAAAAAAUGGCAAUACAGGAAUGAUAGUUGAAGAUUUAAUGAUACAAAAUGUUUGUCCCUAAUGGCUUGUUUGUUACUAUGAUUAUUAUAUACAUGACAUUGUUAUUCUCUUUUUACUCUGUUUUAAUAAUAGUAAAAGCUUUUGUUUUAAGAUAUAUUUCAUAGAUUUAAGCUUAAUAUGGAAUAUUUUAUGUAUGGUGUAAUCUACUUAAAUUAAAUAAAAACUUCGGCAUUGAUUAAUUUCCUCAUUGUGAAAAAACAAACAAAUCCGUCUUUGGCAUCUUGAAAGGCUAUGAUGUAUAAAGAAGUAUUAAGAUUUUUUUCUUCUAAUAUUGGCCAAAUGCUUAAAACCCAUUUUGUAAUAUAUAGUUAUAGAUAUAUAUAAAAAAAUCUAAGAUUGUCUAUUGCUGUUAGCAUUCCUUUCGUUGUCUUUCCUAUUAUAUAUAAGUUAUUUAUUUUCGUUCAAUUCUAAGAUGUUAAAAUGUACCCAGUGAUAUGAUUAUAAAUGUGAUAAAUACGUAUAUAUAUUCAAUCUUUUUAUGCAGUCUUACUUAGCAAAUGUUUUUCUUCUUCUCUUUUUUACUUAUUCAUUAGAACGCUGACGACAGGGGAUUUUACCUAUGCGACCAGUGCAGACAAAGAUCAGCUGGCACGUCCGUGACAUCUGAUCAUGGUCUGCACUGUUCACUUUUCAAUAAGUAUAUGCUAUUUCUCUAAAAAUGUUGAAUAGUUUUGCCCAGUUGGAAAAAUGGACAAGUUCACUUAAUUUAUUUUGUGGGGUAAAGUUUAAUGUAAUAUACAUAUAUUAAAACUUAUUAACAUAAUUUUCCAUGGGACUGAAUUCAUAAUCAACAAUAUCUUUUAUUUUGAAUUUAAUGAUAUCUUAUUAAAAUGUCUUUUUGCUGAUCAUUUUUAAAAAUCAAGGAUCCCCUGUGUUAUUCUAGUUCCCAUGGUAACGUUUUUAGUAGUCUUUUUAUAACUUUUAUGUAUAUUACUGUCAUGCAUAUGUGCUACCCAUUCCGAUUACUUUUUAAUUUACAAUGGAUAGCCAGUGCGCAUGUUACCAUGGCAACCGUCGUCUAAGAUAUCUUAUUUUAAAGAUCUUGUAUGUUGUAAUUAAGGAUGUAACAACACUUUAGUGAAAUUUUAUGUAUGUAUAUAAUUCUUUUUCUAAAACAAUUUCUAAACAUCCAAGAAUAUGUUAGAUAUGUACUGCAAAUGUUUAUUCGCAUUAUAAGUAAUCAUAAAAAUCUAUGCAUUCAUUUCUUGUUGAAAAAUUUGGCUUAUAGUUUAUCGAAACUAGGUUUCUAAUUACCUCCCUUUAUUUACAUGAAAUGUAAAUUCGAUAAUAUCUUUACAAAUAAAUUAAAUGCUUAUUUUGCCCAAAAGUUAGAUCCAUUGGUGGUUCGACACAGUCCUGCUCAUGCAGAAAAUAGAGCUUUGCCAUUAAUGAGCUUGUUAUUUGUGCUAAUAAUGAAUAGAAGCCCCCCCCCCCCGAUUUUUGCCUUGAAAUCUUCUAUAAUAUCACGCCAGAUAUCCUGGAUUCGACCUGUCUUGGUAUCGUGACUUUUUCUUUAAGCGAGAAUACAGAAUGAAUUUCCAUGGGACAGGCAUAUAUUGAAAAACUUACACUGUUAAAAAAGAACCAUUGUGAGCGAGUUAUGGAUACCCUUUUAUGAAAAAAAAACAAGUUGAAAACUGAAAAGAAAGUUAUAAACAACAAUGCAUUGCAGUAUAAAUCUUGCAUUUACCAUAUAUGCAAUUCAUUUUUUCUAACCAAAUUUUAAAACUUCAAAUGGCAUAAAUUAAUACAGACCUGUAUUGACCAAUGUCAAUAAUGUCCAUAACUAUUAGUUUUUCAGUUUAAUUUAGAAGUUACCUCUUAGUUUAAAAUAGGAUGUCAAUGAAAAUACAAUUUAUGAAAAUAUUAUUCAAAAUCCUGUUGAUUACCGUAUUUGUUGGUGAGGAUGUAGCCCCCAAAAUGGACCUCUAGAUUUUGCCUUUUCAUAUAAUUAAAAUGCAUUUUAUUUACAUUUUGUGCAUUACAUUAUGAUAAUAAGAUACGGUUGCAUUUUUACACACAGGUUGUAUAUAUAUGUUUUUGGUUGUCAUUUAUUGUUUUCAAUAUCUUUAUGUAUAUGCUCAGAUUGUACAUAUUUUACAUUGCACCGACAUACCACGUGUUAGUAUCACGUGGUUUAACACGUGUUGAUUAUAAGUGGCGUGUUUAAAGUUAUGAGUCUGUGAACUUUAGGCCAGUUAUUAAAACUGUUACGUGUAUACAUGAUUUUUUCUCAAACUGACAUUUUUGUUUUAGUUAGUCUCUCUAUUUACUUUUAAAUUUUAAUCAAAACUGAUGACGUCAUAUCUUGCUGACUCGCGGGAAAUUUAAAGGCAAGACAUUAUCAUAUAUAGCAACAAAUAUUUAACCAAUGAUAAAGAACAACACACUAUCACGUGACUCAUAACUCUCAACAAUAUUAAUAAGUUAUAUGCUAAUUACUUUGGUUUUAGACAUCUUUACCCAUUCCUUUUUGAUGACUUUGAAAAAAUGUACGCAAUUUAAUUAUUUUCCGAAAUAAGCCCAUCGCUGUAAGCUCAGCUUUACGGAAUUAAUGUUCAUUAACAACGCUAUGAAUUUAAAUAGAAUUUACAGGCUUUUAAAUCAGCAUGUACUGUAAAUAUUUAUUACAUAAAAAUAUUUGCAUGGAUUUUUAAAUAUAGAUGUCACGUGAUAAAAGAAGCGUUAAAAGUCACGUGUGAAAGGCGUCACAUGAUUAUAUUUAAUGUGACUUACACAGCUCAUUACAUGUUAUGCGAUUUGAUAGACUUUAAAAAUGAAUUAAUGUACAUGACGUUUGUAAAUAGUCAGAGUUUUUCUUUUUUCUAUUGUUAUAAUAAAUUGUUUUUUAUGUUUGUCCCGCUGUAACACGAUAUGGGAGACUUGUUGAAAUAAAUAGAUGUUAACCAAA